AGNCGCGACCCACGGAUGGGCGCGUCAAUCCUUCGGCUCUUUUUCCAUGAUUGCUUUGUAAAUGGCUGCGAUGGCUCCAUCCUUCUCGAUGACACCGCGGCCUUCACCGGGGAGCAAAAUGCCUUCCCGAACAAGAACUCGAUUCGGGGACUCGAAGUCAUCGACUCGAUUAAAGCCCAGGUGGAAGCAUCUUGUAGAGCUACUGUCUCGUGCGCUGAUAUCCUCGCCCUUGCUGCUCGAGAUGGCGUCGUCAUGUUGGGAGGACCAACAUGGACCGUAGAUCUCGGCCGCCGUGAUGCGCGGACGGCGAGCCAGACCGCAGCGAACAGUGACCUCCCAGGCCCGAGCUCCAGCCUCUCCACCCUCGUCGCCAAAUUUGCCGCCAAGGGCCUCGACGCCCGCGACAUGACGGCGCUCUCCGGCGCCCACACUAUUGGCCAGGCGCGCUGCGCCACUUUCCGCAGCCGCAUCUACAACGACACCGACAUCGACGCCGGCUUCGCGGCCCUGCGCCGCCAGAGCUGCCCCUCCAUCGGCGGCGACGACAAUUUGGCACCGCUCGACUCGCAGACGCCGAACCGGUUCGGCAACAACUACUACCAGGACCUCGUGGCGCGGUUCGGGCUGCUGCACUCCGACCAGGAGCUGUUCAGCGGCGGGCCGCAGGACGCGCUGGUCCGGCAGUACAGCUCGGAAGAGUCGGCGUUCGCUCGCGACUUCGCGACGGCGAUGGCGAAGAUGGCAACCAUCAGCCCCCUCACCGGCACGGCUGAGGAGAUCAGAUUGAACUGCAGGACCAUGGCCUCCUCCCAGAGCUUGUUCUCACUGUGCCUUCUUUCUCUCUUCGCUUGCGCCACAUACGCGCAGCUCUCGUCGUCUUUCUACGACCACACUUGCCCGAAACUGCCGCGCAUUGUGCGCACCGCCAUGAUCCAGGCCGUGAGGAAUGAGCGGAGGAUGGGCGCGUCGAUUCUUCGGCUCUUCUUCCAUGACUGCUUCGUCAAUGGCUGCGACGGUUCGAUCCUUUUGGAUGACACGGCGACCUUCACCGGAGAGAAGAAUGCCUUCCCGAACCGAAACUCAGUUCGCGGCUUCGAAGUCAUCGAUACCAUCAAAUCGAAUGUCGAAGCCGCCUGCAAUGCGACUGUCUCGUGUGCCGACAUCCUCGCCCUCGCAGCACGCGACGGCGUCUUCUUGGAGCUCUUCAAUGGGGGGUCGCAGGAUCAAUUGGUGAGGCUAUAUAGCUUCAAUGAGGGGCUCUUCGCGGGGGACUUUGUUACGGCUAUGUUGAAGAUGGGGAACAUUAGCCCGUUGACUGGGUCAAAUGGUCAAAUCAGGUUGAAUUGUAGGAAGGUGAACUAGUAGUAGUAGUAAAGGGAGAUUUUGAUGAAAAAGAAGUAUUGAUAAUAAUAAGAAGAAUUAAUUGUUUGUUAAAGUUUGGUGGUGUUUGGCUCUUAAUGUGGCGGGGGUUAAUUUGCGCUUGUAACUCUCAUUGUACUCUGUUAAUGUUGA
Messenger RNA from Ananas comosus (pineapple), 1512 nucleotides. RefSeq names its product peroxidase P7-like. The coding region runs from base 16 to 1362 and encodes 448 amino acids. Gene Ontology annotation, molecular function: peroxidase activity; heme binding. The record is from RefSeq and is a predicted model, not a curated record. The transcript is spliced from 6 exons. Lineage: Eukaryota; Viridiplantae; Streptophyta; Magnoliopsida; Poales; Bromeliaceae. Gene Ontology annotation, biological process: response to oxidative stress; hydrogen peroxide catabolic process.